AUGCAUCUUCUCCUGGCCACCGGGGCGCUGAUCCUUCAGACUGCUUUAGGUCUUGCGCCCCAAGCCAACGCGAAUGGGGGAUUGAACGUCUUCGAGAUCAAGCCCAAUGCCAACAUCACGGGCCAUUCCAUCACCUUCGAGGAGGCCGACUGCCCGCCGUCCCUCUCCUGCCGGACAACCCAAACGUGCAAAGACAGCAACGCGGUACCCUCCAUCCUGGACCUGCCUCCGAAAAAGUACUUUGCUUGCUGCACCUACGGCACGCACCUGCUGGGGAGCCCCCAAACUGCCUGGGACUGCUGUGCCGACGGCCACGAGUUGGCGGGACCCUCCGGCCAGGGCGAUUACCGCUGCUGUCCCACCGGCAACAUCUACACGGCAGGCAAGUGCGCGGAGUGCACGGGUGGGAAGACGCGAGUCGACAACAAAUGUGUCUGCCCGGAGGGCAUGAUCGAGGGCCCCAAGGGGGACUGCCAGCCGCCGCAGACCUGCCCCCAAGGCAAACGUCUCGUCGCGGGCAAAUGCAAAUGCUACUUGAUCUCCCGUCGGAAUGGGCAGUACCUGUCCCUCGGAGAAAAGGGCGAAUACUCCUUCGCGCUACCGGACGGCCAUCGUCUCAUGGGCCGCUUCCAGGUCUGUACGGAGCAAAGCUGUAGUUCCUCCCAUAAAUCCGUCAACCCCAGCGACGCUUUUUAUCUGCGGGACACCUUCAACGGAGGUGUCUGGGUUGACGGGUCAUCGAACGGACGGCACAUCUCUCAGACCACAGAUUUCGAGAGUGCUGGUAAGUUCAGCCUGACCAAAUGGGGGCUGGGCUCCUACUGUCUGGGCGGAUCAGGCGGAGGGGUUGGGGCGGCCUGCUCCAGUGAUACUCCAGGCAUUACCUUCCUCCCCGGCAGCCCGCAGACAUGUUUCCCAGUGAUCCUCACUGAGGUUCCUUGCGACACGAAGAGUCACUACAACAGUUGUGGGUGGGGAGUUAGGCCUCCGGGAAAUGGAAAGGUUGCUGCUGAUGAAUUGUAG
Messenger RNA from Aspergillus aculeatinus CBS 121060, 1023 nucleotides. RefSeq lists its product as uncharacterized. The transcript has 2 exons. Lineage: Eukaryota; Fungi; Ascomycota; Eurotiomycetes; Eurotiales; Aspergillaceae. Bases 1 to 1023 code for a protein of 340 amino acids. The record is from RefSeq and is a predicted model, not a curated record.